AUGCCCCACGGCGAAAACUUUUGCCUGACACCUCCGUACACAUUCCCUAAUCUGCAAGCCGCAGCCGAGAACGUUGGGUGUCGGAUCUUGGAUGGUAAUAUCCGGGCCGCCGCUUGGCAGCUGGAUCAGCAUCGUAGAUUGCUCGACAUGUGGUUCAGGGACGGUCACGUGGCUCGGGAGGAAGUAUCAAGCUUAACCUGCAAGCGGGGCGUGGGCCUAGCGCUGUGGAGUCAAGCCCUAUUAGGCGCGGACAUUCUGCCUCGGGAGUGGGUCAGGAUUGUUGGCGCCUUUUUUUCUUUUCUUUUCGCAUGUGGUCGUCUGUAGGUAUUGCGCAACUGGUGGCGUUCACGCCGUUCCAUCUCCGUGCUCGCCCUUUUGAACUGGCGCUAACCGUCGGAGCAAGCGCCCAUCGGAAGGACAGUAGUGGCUGAUGCGGUAUGCAAGAACAUGAAGGUGACGCAAAAAAAAGAAAAACUAACACGAAAAGAAGAAAGAAGAAAAAAGAAGGCGCAGGCAAAACGAAGCAGGCUAAAUCAAAGAAAGCAAAGAAAGGGCCAAGAGGUGGGCUGAGUUGACCCAAACGCAAUUGGUUAGCUUUGUCCUGCACAAUUUCCGGGUGCGUCGCGCGCCAAUCCCACCCACACACGCCCCCUCUUGCGCAUGCAAGCGAAAAAGGAACGGUCGCGAUGCCAAGAAAGAGUGAGGGGUGGUGUGGUGACGGUGGUGGCCCCACGACAAAGCGAAACGAGUCCGAGUGCAUACAGGAGGGAGGAGACCCCCGAGACAUGGGGACUGAGCGUUCGUGCGUGAAACAAACUACAGAGCCGCAAGCGAGGACCAUAAUUCGGAAAUCUACGUGGGAACUCAGGAACAAGGAAUCAAAUGAGAGACAUCACGUGAAGUCAAGGACCAUGUUGUAAGGGGUGGAAAAUGGAAAUUAGGGGUAUUUGCCAACUAUCUUCAGGUAUCCAUCAUAUUACAUAACUUGAUGCCCAAAAAGGGGAUGAAGAUCUUCCGUCAUGUUCAGUCACAAAAGAGAAUGCUUCCUGCUGACACCAUUUUACAGGGCCAGCCAGGCAGCGGCCGCGAAGAGAGACGCAGCCGCGACGUUGGCAAAGGCAACACGGCCGGCGCCUGCGGUGACCGGGGGAGGCUUGGGGGCGCCAGUGUCGGUGGGAGGCUUGACGAUGGCGACGGUGCCGUGAGGAGCGCUGCCACCGGGCUUGCCGCCAGUGGGGAAGGGAGCAGACUGAGUGG
Messenger RNA from Gaeumannomyces tritici R3-111a-1, 1257 nucleotides. RefSeq lists its product as hypothetical. NCBI's taxonomy places the organism in Eukaryota, Fungi, Ascomycota, Sordariomycetes, Magnaporthales, Magnaporthaceae. The coding region runs from base 1 to 324 and encodes 107 amino acids. The transcript has a single exon. The record is from RefSeq and is a predicted model, not a curated record.